Molecule: messenger RNA, 1195 nt
Organism: Bacillus rossius redtenbacheri
Lineage: Eukaryota; Metazoa; Arthropoda; Insecta; Phasmatodea; Bacillidae
Product: very long chain fatty acid elongase 7-like
Exons: 8
Coding region: 120-917 (265 amino acids)
Biological process (GO): fatty acid elongation, saturated fatty acid; very long-chain fatty acid biosynthetic process; fatty acid elongation, polyunsaturated fatty acid
Cellular component (GO): endoplasmic reticulum membrane
Molecular function (GO): fatty acid elongase activity
Source: RefSeq, a predicted model, not a curated record
UUCUGUUCGUUCGCGAAUUUUAAUACUCCCAGCACUUGUCUUUUAAAAGACAAUAUUAUUUUGAACUGGAUCUACUACUAAGACAGCAACUAAAACUCGAAGAGGUACUACGUUUCAGGAUGAUGUUUAAUAUUUCAAGGCUGCAAUCGGCCUACGUAUACGUUACUGAUGAUCCUCGAGACUCCAGCGUGAAGAAUUUACCCUUUCUGUCAUCACCGUUUCCUAUGAUUAUCGUGAUAGUGUCCUACUUAUAUUUCUGCAACAAUCUCGGGCCAAAGAUAAUGAAGAAUAGAAAAGCUUUGAAUCUUAGAUCAUUGCUUAUUGUUUACAAUGCAUUUCAAAUAUUGGCAUCAGCAUGGUUGUUGACUCAGGGUGUUUUGUACUCAUGGCCAAUGAGAUACAAGUUCUUCUGUCAGCCUCUUGAGAUAGAGAGCAGUGAAAUUGGAAUAUGGGCAUCGAAAGUAUUGGCUGCUUAUUAUUGGCUGAAAAUUGUGGAUUUGCUUGACACAAUAUUUUUCGUGCUUCGUAAAAAGUUCAGCCAAAUAACUUUUCUACAUUUAUAUCAUCACACAAUCAUGGUUAUAUCAUCAUACAUGGUAUCUAAGUACUAUACAGGUGGCCAUUUGACGUUGGUGGGAGAACUAAAUUCAUUUGUGCAUAUGGUGAUGUAUACAUACUACCUCAUGACGAGUAUACACUCAAAAUAUAGUCAAUUAAUCUGGUUUAAGAAAUUUAUAACACAACUUCAAAUGGUACAGUUUUUGAUCCUGACGGUUCAAUCUUUUCCGACUUUGUUCUGGGAAAACUGUGACUAUCCGAAGUGGCUCCGUGCUAUAUCAACAGUUCAGAACGUUUUCAUGUUUUGUCUUUUCGGAAACUUCUACAAAACAGCGUACUACAAGAAGAAGACCAACUAAAAUUGUGUUUGGUAAAAAAAAAAAAAAAAAAAAAAAAAAAAAAAAAAAAAAAAUCAGGCAACGCUUUUUGCUUUGUAUGUAAUUUUUUAAGUGUUAGCGUAAUAAGGUAAUCAUUGAAUCAUUGUUUACGAAUUUUUUGAUGUUUUUUAAAGGAAAUUAAAAUAGAUUUGAAAAAUUCUUAAAACCGCUUGAAAAAAAUAUGCCUACAAUGACUUUUUUUAUACAUAUUAAAAUUUUUAAUAAAUUCAUUUCCAAAUAAAAAUUAAUUUUUAAAUUGG